Messenger RNA from Benincasa hispida (wax gourd), 1561 nucleotides. Its product is annotated as allene oxide synthase 3-like. The record is from RefSeq and is a predicted model, not a curated record. Gene Ontology annotation, biological process: sterol metabolic process. Lineage: Eukaryota; Viridiplantae; Streptophyta; Magnoliopsida; Cucurbitales; Cucurbitaceae. Gene Ontology annotation, molecular function: oxidoreductase activity, acting on paired donors, with incorporation or reduction of molecular oxygen; heme binding; monooxygenase activity.
AUACAAUUUUGUCUAGUGUCCAUUCUCCCCAACGUGAAGACAAAACCUUUUGUUUACAUUUGUAAGAAAGAAACAUUGAGAACUGAACAAUGGCUUCUCCUUCUUCUUCCUCUCCUGAACUUCCUCUCAAACCCAUUCCCGGUGGCUAUGGAUUCUCUUUCCUCGGUCCGAUCAAAGACCGUUACGACUACUUCUACUUCCAAGGCAAAGACGAAUUCUUCCGUUCCCGAGUGACUAAAUACGGCUCCACCGUCUUCCGCGCCAACAUGCCGCCGGGCCCCUUCAUCUCCUCCGAUUCCAGAGUCGUCGUCCUUCUCGACGCCGUUAGUUUUCCGAUCCUCUUCGACACUACCAAGGUCGAAAAACGCAACAUUCUCGAUGGAACUUACAUGCCCUCCUUGUCCUUCACCGGCGGCAUUCGCACCUGCGCUUACUUGGACCCAUCGGAAACAGAGCACUCUGUUCUCAAAGGCCUUUUCCUCUCUUUUCUCGCCUCCCGCCAUGACAGGAUCAUCCCUCUGUUCCGAAGCUCCUUGUCGGAGAUGUUCGUUAAGCUUGAAGAUAAACUCGCGGAGAAGAAGAAAAUCGCCGAUUUCAAUCCGAUUAGUGAUUCCAUGUCGUUUGAUUACGUUUUCCGUCUAUUCUCUGAUGGAAAUCCUGAUCCGAAAUUGGCCGCCGAUGGACCUGGAAUGUUCGAUUUGUGGCUUGCCUUUCAGCUCGCCCCACUUGCUUCCAUUGGAGUCCCGAAUAUUUUCUCAAUUUUUGAAGAUCUCAUCAUUCAUACUAUUCCCCUGCCUUUCUUUCCAGUCAAAAGUGGUUACAGGAAGCUUUACAAAGCGUUUUACUCCUCCUCUGGAUCAUUUCUAGACGAAGCAGAGAAACAAGGGAUAGACAGAGAGAAAGCGUGUCACAAUCUAGUGUUUCUCGCCGGAUUCAACGCAUACGGCGGAAUGAAAGUGCUUUUUCCAACUAUACUGAAAUGGGUCGGCACCGCCGGCGAGGAUCUCCACAGGAAGCUCGCCGACGAAGUCAGGACCACCGUGAAGGAAGAAGGCGGACUGACAUUCGGCGCCUUGGAGAAAAUGAGUCUGCUGAAAUCCGUCGUGUAUGAAGCUCUGAGGAUCGAGCCGCCGGUGCCGUUCCAGUACGGGAAAGCGAAGGAGGACAUAGUGAUUCACAGCCAUGAUUCUGCUUUCAAGAUCAAGAAAGGAGAGACGAUUUUCGGGUAUCAGCCGUUUGCCACUAAAGAUCCGAAGAUUUUUAAGGAUGCGGAGAAGUUCGUCGGCGAUAGGUUCGAAGGAGAAGAAGGGGAGAAGCUUUUGAAGUAUGUUUACUGGUCAAACGAGCGGGAGACGGUGGAGCCGACGGCGGAGAACAAGCAGUGUCCGGGGAAGAAUCUGGUGGUGCUGAUGGGCAGGAUUAUUCUGGUGGAAUUCUUCCUCCGUUAUGAUACGUUUACUGUCGACGUUGCAGAUUUGCCGCUCGGUCCUGCGGUGAAGUUCAAGUCCUUAACCAAAGCCACCGUUAAGGUUUAAAUUAUGUUCUUUCAUUUAAAUUACAG